Molecule: messenger RNA, 2137 nt
Organism: Symphalangus syndactylus (siamang)
Lineage: Eukaryota; Metazoa; Chordata; Mammalia; Primates; Hylobatidae
Gene: POU3F3
Product: POU class 3 homeobox 3
Biological process (GO): regulation of transcription by RNA polymerase II; brain development
Cellular component (GO): nucleus
Molecular function (GO): DNA-binding transcription factor activity, RNA polymerase II-specific; RNA polymerase II cis-regulatory region sequence-specific DNA binding
Source: RefSeq, a predicted model, not a curated record
CUUCACUUAGCAGGUGGACGGAGCCCCGCGGCCGGGCAGAGUCCGGGCUCGCCCGAGGACAGGAGGAGGAGCGGGAGCCCGUGCGUCCCGGGAGAGCGCCCCGAGUGCAGGUCCCCGCCCCGCCCAGCGAGCCCCGCUGGAGCGAGCCCAGCGCGCCGGGGCUGGGGGGCGGCCACGACCCCCCCUGAAGGGGGUGGCCACGGAGCGCACCCCGAGAAGCGAGCCCCCCUCCCCAGAGCGCUGCUCCUGCGGCUGCUGCUGCUGCUGGUGACCAAGGCCGGCCGGCGACCCCCGCGCCCUGCCGAGCGGCCUUGCAGCUGCAGCCGGGGGCCGCGGCGGCGGCGGCGGCGGCGGGGGCGGAGGCGGCGGCGGAGGAGGAGGCGGCGAAGGCGGCGGGGCCGGCGGGGGCCCGGGGCGGGGGCGGGGAAGGAGGGGGGAGGAGGCGGGAGGCGGGGGGCGCGGCGGCGGCGGCGGCGGCGGCCGCGGCUGCUGCUGCGGCGGCGGCGGUGGUGGCGGCGGUGGGGUGGCGGGAGCGGAGCGGCAUGGCCACGGCGGCUUCUAACCCCUACCUGCCGGGGAACAGCCUGCUCGCGGCCGGCUCUAUUGUGCACUCGGACGCGGCAGGGGCCGGCGGCGGCGGGGGUGGCGGUGGCGGCGGCGGCGGGGGCGGCGCAGGGGGCGGGGGCGGCGGCAUGCAGCCGGGCAGCGCCGCCGUGACCUCGGGCGCCUACCGGGGGGACCCGUCCUCUGUCAAGAUGGUCCAGAGCGACUUCAUGCAGGGGGCCAUGGCCGCCAGCAACGGCGGCCAUAUGCUGAGCCACGCGCACCAGUGGGUCACAGCCCUGCCCCACGCCGCCGCCGCCGCCGCCGCUGCCGCCGCCGCCGCCGUGGAAGCGAGCUCGCCGUGGUCGGGCAGCGCCGUGGGCAUGGCUGGCAGCCCCCAGCAACCACCGCAGCCGCCGCCGCCACCGCCGCAGGGCCCCGACGUGAAGGGCGGCGCCGGGCGCGACGACCUGCACGCGGGCACAGCGCUGCACCACCGCGGGCCGCCACACCUCGGACCCCCGCCGCCGCCCCCACACCAGGGCCACCCUGGGGGCUGGGGGGCGGCCGCCGCUGCCGCAGCCGCCGCCGCCGCCGCCGCCGCCGCCGCGCACCUCCCGUCCAUGGCUGGGGGCCAGCAGCCGCCGCCGCAGAGUCUGCUCUACUCGCAGCCCGGAGGCUUCACGGUGAACGGCAUGCUGAGCGCGCCCCCGGGGCCCGGCGGCGGCGGCGGCGGCGCGGGCGGUGGAGCCCAGAGCUUGGUGCACCCGGGGCUGGUGCGCGGGGACACGCCGGAGCUGGCCGAGCACCAUCACCACCACCAUCACCACGCGCACCCUCACCCGCCGCACCCGCACCACGCGCAGGGACCCCCGCACCACGGCGGCGGCGGCGGCGGCGCAGGGCCUGGACUCAACAGUCACGACCCGCACUCGGACGAGGACACGCCGACGUCGGACGACCUGGAGCAGUUCGCCAAGCAGUUCAAGCAGCGGCGCAUCAAGCUGGGCUUCACGCAGGCCGACGUGGGGCUGGCGCUGGGCACACUCUACGGCAACGUGUUCUCUCAGACCACCAUUUGCCGCUUCGAGGCCCUGCAGCUGAGCUUCAAGAACAUGUGCAAGCUCAAGCCGCUGCUGAACAAGUGGCUGGAGGAGGCGGACUCAAGCACCGGCAGCCCCACAAGCAUCGACAAGAUCGCGGCGCAGGGCCGCAAGCGCAAGAAGCGGACCUCCAUCGAGGUGAGUGUCAAGGGCGCGCUGGAGAGCCACUUCCUCAAGUGCCCCAAGCCCUCCGCGCAGGAGAUCACCAACCUGGCCGACAGCCUGCAGCUCGAGAAGGAGGUAGUGCGGGUCUGGUUCUGCAAUCGGCGCCAAAAGGAGAAGCGCAUGACGCCGCCCGGGAUCCAACAGCAGACGCCCGACGACGUCUACUCGCAGGUGGGCACCGUGAACGCCGACACGCCGCCGCCGCACCACGGGCUGCAGACGAGCGUUCAGUGAAGCCAGGGCGCAGAGCGAAGAGGGCCGCCGCCGCCGCAGCCUCCGCAGCCGCCGUCAGCACCGCCGCCGCCCCCGCCGCCGCCGCCGCCGCC